Penicillium digitatum Pd1 is the source of this 984-nucleotide messenger RNA. Lineage: Eukaryota; Fungi; Ascomycota; Eurotiomycetes; Eurotiales; Aspergillaceae. The record is from RefSeq and is a predicted model, not a curated record.
AUGUCCAUGUUGGUGGGCCCACCGAAACGAAAGCUUCACGAGGUCGUGACUUUGGACGAUGGACCUCGAAAGUACAGCUCAGGCACCGUUGCCUCUUCUACUGUUCAGAAUACAUCCCGAACCCAUUCUCGUCGAUCGAGUGAAGUUAGAGAAGCAUCCGGAGAUUCGCGUCCACCCUCGUUGAGAAAAUUACAAUCAAACCGCAGAUCCCCGGUUCUGUUUGAACAUGGCCAUCUUCAAACCCUGCGGACCUUCAACCCGAAGGCAUCCAUCGUAUUGAUUGGAAUCCGUGGCACAGGAAAGUCAAGCCUGGCAGUCAUCCUCGCAGCGACAUCUGGACGACGAUUGAUCGACGCAGACCGCUACUUUCAACAAAGUGUAGGAUGUUCCCGUGCUGUGUUCAAAAAGGAAAAUGAUGGAUCCGUAUAUCGGCAACAAGAGGCUCGGGUCUUUGAGUCGAUGUUAUCAGAUAACAAAGAGGGAUGUGUUAUAGCGUGUGGGGCCGGGUCGAUGGAACGCAAUGGCCAAAGACUCCUUAGGAAAUUUGCGCAGACACAUCCUGUUAUCCACGUUAUUCGAGAUCCAGAGAGCAUUCAGUCGUAUCUCAAAGCGUGGGAUACGCAAAAGGUGCGACAUUUCCUAGAACUGUCAGGCCCGAUAUAUCGAGGAUGCUCCAAUCUCGAGUUUUUCAACCUAUCAGAGGCUAGAAGUGAGGAUCUGUCCAAGGAUAGCGACAACUCAUCACCGCCACACCGAACAGAACCUAGAUCACACACUCCAAUUCCGUUCUUAAUGUUGAAACGAGUCCAGCGAGACUUUCUUCGAUUCAUUGCCUUUAUCACUGGUGAUAUUGCAGAACUUAACAGCCAGCACGCAUCUUUCCCACUGUCGCUGUUGCCUGUGGAAUCUCGGUAUGUGAGAAGAAUGUGGAUAUUGAGCAGCUGGAAUUCACCGCCGAUGCCUUCGAACUGGCAGUCGACGUAA